AAAUAAAAAAGUAAAUAAGAUUUGAGAACCUACAUUUUAGCUAGUUCAAGUUUACCGCCAACUUGACAGCUCAGUGCCGACACCUGAACUAAAAUUUGGCUUUAGUCAGACUGGCGUGUGUUUGUUUACAGUUGAGUUUCACACUACAAGAGCGCAACAUGAAACCGACGAGAUCUGAACGGAUUAUGUGAACUUGAUCAUCCUUAGCAGGUCAAGUGUAAGAAGUCACAUUUUCGUAAUUUGCAAAUAAUGCCACUUUCGAACCGUUACUUUUUGAAUGUAGAGAGCACACGAUUUCAGCAAAAAUCUGCAUGCCCCCAUUGUUGAUUGUCGACACGGCAUGUAGGCAGAGAAGACCCGAUAGUGAUGUGAAAGGCAGCCCAAGAGGUGGUCUCAGGAUACAGCAGAAUGACUAGUAUUACAAAGAGAGGUGCCCUAAUAGUAUUUGAAGGAUGUGAUAGAUCUGGAAAAACUACCCAGUGCAAGAAACUUGUUGAGAACCUAAGAAAUAAGGGCAUUACUACAGAAUUUCUGUGUUUUCCUGAUCGCUCGACUGCCAUUGGUAAAGUGAUUGACUCAUACCUGAAAAAGGAGGAAGAACUCCCAGACAGGACCAUACACCUUACAUUUGCUGCAAAUAUAUGGGAAAAUGAACCAAAAAUAAAAUCUGCAUUACAAAAUGGAGUUACGCUGGUUAUUGAUCGAUAUGCAUAUUCAAAUGUGGCCUAUUCUGCAGCAAAGGAGGCAAUGGACUUUAAAUGGUGCACCUUACCUGGGACUGGGUUGCCAAAGCCAGAUGUAGUUUUCUUUCUGGAUAUGAACAUGGAAGCAAUGGAAAAGCGUGGUGGAUUUGGUUCAGAGAGAUACGAAACAACAAAUUUCCAAAGAUCAGUUUAUAACAACUUCAAGAAGCUAAUUGAUAAGAGUUGGAAGGUUUUGAAUGCUGACCAAAAGAAAGACAUUUUACAUGAAGAAAUACUUACAAAUGCCCUAAGUAUCAUAGAAAAUGUGAAAAAUUCUGAAAUUGGUUAUCUGUGGUAGCUUUCAGUCCCAGAAAAGGGUGAUUGUCACAGUUCUCCAGUUGCUGAUAAUGAGAAUCUCACACAGUUAAUAUACGUGUAAUGUAAUUUGCUCAUUUUUAUAUAUUGUUAUUGUUUGCCCUUUCUGCUGAAAGGCAAAGUGAUUUUUAAUAUGUAAGUGUUGAAUUAAAGAGAAAGAGUGUAUGUGGCAGAGGAGACAGUACAUCUAAUAACAGGAAUCAUAUUUUAAUUCUCCUCUGUGAGAACUUUUUUAAAUAUUUUGUCACAGUUAUGAAGCAUGCAUAAAAAAGGAUAACAACA
Molecule: messenger RNA, 1340 nt
Organism: Schistocerca serialis cubense
Lineage: Eukaryota; Metazoa; Arthropoda; Insecta; Orthoptera; Acrididae
Product: thymidylate kinase
Exons: 7
Coding region: 409-1041 (210 amino acids)
Biological process (GO): dUDP biosynthetic process; dTDP biosynthetic process; dTTP biosynthetic process
Cellular component (GO): mitochondrion; nucleus; cytosol
Molecular function (GO): dTMP kinase activity; ATP binding
Source: RefSeq, a predicted model, not a curated record